AUGUCUUCCAAGCGCCACUGGUGGCACAACGCCGCCAUCUACGAAGCCUACCCAGCUUCCUUCAAAGACUCCAACGGCGAUGGCAUCGGCGACAUCCCAGGCCUCAUCUCCAAAGUCGAAUAUCUUGCCAACCUGGGCGUGGACGCCGUCUGGCUCGCAGCAUGCUACCGAAGCAGCGGUGUCGAUAUGGGCUACGAUGUCGUCGACUACCGGGACGUUGAUCCACAGUACGGUACCGUGGAAGACAUCGAGAAGCUGAUUGCGAAGCUCAAAGAGCACGGCAUGAAGUUGAUCAUGGAUCUGGUCGUCAAUCACACGAGUGAUGAGCAUGCUUGGUUCAAGGAGAGCAGGUCUAGUUUGAAGAAUCCCAAGCGUGACUGGUACUUCUGGCGGAAGGGCAUUACGAUGCGGCUUCCUGACGGUACUGUUGAGCGUCACCCACCGAACAACUGGGAGAGUAUCUUCAGGGGCUCGGCGUGGGAGUAUGAUGAGCGUACGGAUGAGUACUACCUCCGCAUCUUCAGCAAGCAGCAGCCUGACCUCAACUGGGACAAUCCGAAAGUGAGGAAGGCGGUCUACAGCGAUAUGAGGUUCUGGUUGGAGAAAGGGGUUGCGGGAUUCAGGAUGGAUGUCAUCAAUAUGAUCUCCAAGCCGGAUGGUCUUCCUGAUGCUCCUGUGAAGGAUUCGAAGACGCCAUGGCAGAAUGCUACGGCCUUGUGUUGCAAUGGACCUCGGGUGCAUGAGUUCUUGAAGGAGAUGAGAAAGGAGGCUCUGGAUCCUUAUGGCGAUCAAGUCAUGACCGUGGGAGAAGUCAUCUGCACAGACAAACCAGCAGACGUCCGCGCAUUCACCGACCCCGACCGACAAGAGCUGAACAUGGUGUACACCUACGACCUCUUCGGCAUCGACAUGGGCUCGGGCGGGAAGUUCGACCCACGACCAUGGACACUAUCCGAGUUCAAGCACGACAUCAUCAAAUGGCAGAACGCCCUCGCGUACUCCAAAGGCGCCUGGCAAACAACCUGGCUCGAAUCCCACGACUCCGCUCGCUGCGUAACACGUUUCGGGGACAAAGACCCCAAGAACCGCACCAAAGUCGCCAAAAUGCUCGCCCUCCUGCAAAGCACCUUCAGCGGCACUUUCUUCCUCUACCAAGGCCAGGAAAUCGGCAUGAUCAACCUCGAUCCCAGCAUUCCCCUGAGCGAGUACAAAGACCUCGAGACGCACCAGACCUGGGCUUCCAUGCGUGCCGCUCGAGCAGCGCAACAUGGCGUUUCCAUUGAAGACGUCGACAUGGCUCCCUUCCUCACACAAGUCCACCUCAAAGCCCGCGACCACGCUCGCGCGCCCCUCCCCUGGACAGCCUCGUCGCCCUCCGAACCCCACGCAGGCUUCUCCUCCGCCCCACCGAAGGCAAAGACCUGGUCGCCCAUGAACACCGACUCCGCAACCUGCAAUAUAACCUCCCAACUCUCCUCGCCCUCCUCUGUCCUCAACUACUACCGUCACCGGCUCUCCCUGCGCAAGAAAUUCGGCGAGACGGUGAUUUUCGGGGACUUCGAGGCCGUGGAGGGGACGCUGGGGGACGGGGGUGUGUUCGCGUAUUGGCGGAAACCGCUCGUGGAGGAGGAGGGGAAGGCGAGGGGAAAGGACGCGGUGUGCGUGCGGGAUAUUUUGGUGGUGUUGAAUUUGGGGAAUGGGGAGGGAGUGGAGUUUAAGAUGCCGAAGGGGAUGAAUGGUGGGGAGGCCUUGAAGUUUUUCGUGCUGGAUGAUACGUAUGGUGGGGAGGGGGCGAAGGGGUUCGUGGGGAGUGGGGAGAACGUCGUGUUGGGGGCUUUUCAGGGGGUGGUGUUUGGGUACUAG
This is a messenger RNA of Zasmidium cellare ATCC 36951, 1863 nucleotides long. RefSeq names its product glycoside hydrolase family 13 protein. Gene Ontology annotation, biological process: oligosaccharide catabolic process. NCBI's taxonomy places the organism in Eukaryota, Fungi, Ascomycota, Dothideomycetes, Mycosphaerellales, Mycosphaerellaceae. Bases 1 to 1863 code for a protein of 620 amino acids. The transcript has a single exon. Gene Ontology annotation, molecular function: alpha-amylase activity. The record is from RefSeq and is a predicted model, not a curated record.